This is a messenger RNA of Syngnathus acus (greater pipefish), 1273 nucleotides long. It is a transcript of the gene rpf2, whose product is annotated as ribosome production factor 2 homolog. NCBI's taxonomy places the organism in Eukaryota, Metazoa, Chordata, Actinopteri, Syngnathiformes, Syngnathidae. Gene Ontology annotation, molecular function: rRNA binding. The record is from RefSeq and is a predicted model, not a curated record. The transcript is spliced from 10 exons. The coding region runs from base 101 to 1030 and encodes 309 amino acids. Gene Ontology annotation, biological process: maturation of LSU-rRNA from tricistronic rRNA transcript (SSU-rRNA, 5.8S rRNA, LSU-rRNA); ribosomal large subunit assembly. Gene Ontology annotation, cellular component: nucleolus.
UGUCUCCACAAAAUAACUCGUGUUGUCUUCCGGCUCAUUUCUAGCGCGUGGGUAGUCGACAACGUGAAGCUUUAUCAAGAACGCAGAAAACUACACAACAAUGGCACAGUCCGACGGUAUAAUAAAACCCAAGACCAAGCGCUCCAAGCGCUUCCUGGAGAGUAGAGCACCCAAACUGGCAGAGAAGGAAAAGAGUGCCAUGAUUAUGAAAGGGGGGAAUGCCAAUCAAAAUAUUAGCCAGGCCCUAAAGGAUAUCUAUUCCCUUAAAAAGCCCAAUGCUGUUCUGUACAAAAAGAAGAACAUCACAAAGCCGUUUGAGGACUCAACGUCACUGGAAUUUUUCUCCAAAAAGUCAGAUUGCUCUCUGUUUCUGUUUGGUUCCCACAACAAGAAACGACCCAACAACCUCGUAUUUGGCCGUUUAUUUGACUUCCACGUGUUGGACAUGAUUGAACUGGGAAUCGAGAAGUAUGUCUCCCUGAGUGAGAUUAAGUUGAGUAAAUGUCCCGAGGGGACCAAACCAAUGCUUGUGUUUGCUGGCGAGGCUUUUGAUAUGAACAACGAGUACAAACGUCUUAGGAGUCUGCUCAUUGACUUCUUCAGGGGUCCUUCAGUGUCCGCAGUGCGAUUGGCAGGCUUAGAACACAUUCUGCACUUCACUGCUGUGGAUGACAAAAUAUUUAUGCGUAGUUACAGGUCUUUGUUGAAAAAGUCGGGAUGCAAGACACCACGCAUUGAGCUGGAGGAGAUCGGCCCGUCGUUUGACUUUGUUUUAAGAAGAACACACCUUGCUUCUGAUGACUUGUACAAGUUAUCACACAAGCAGCCCAAGGCUCUAAAGCCCAAGAAGAAGAAGAACAUUUCCCACGAUGUUUUUGGCACCAAAUUUGGCCGGGUGCACAUGCAGAAGCAGGAUCUUUCCAAGCUUCAGACGAGGAAGAUGAAAGGUCUGCGGAAAAGGAAGGGGGAGGUGGUUGGUGGUGGGGAAGAGGAUGAAGUGUCUCCCAAAGUGGCAAAAGUGCAAAGUUGAGAUCUGAGACGGACAACUGGGUCAUCACUCAAGUCAUCACAUUUGCAGAACUGUACAGUCUUCUUCAUCUUGGUCCUCAUCAUCUUUUACUGGCUCCACUACCAGGAAUCCACCUGAUUUCAAGCCUAAGCGAUUGUCUUGUGACAGUUCUGGAGAGCGUUCAAUCAACUUGGAACUUUUUUUUUUGUUCGAUUAUGAAACUACAUGACUUGUACAAAAUAAAGUAGUACACCACAAACAAUU